Messenger RNA from Ilyonectria robusta, 1098 nucleotides. Its product is annotated as S-adenosyl-L-methionine-dependent methyltransferase. The coding region runs from base 1 to 954 and encodes 317 amino acids. The record is from RefSeq and is a predicted model, not a curated record. NCBI's taxonomy places the organism in Eukaryota, Fungi, Ascomycota, Sordariomycetes, Hypocreales, Nectriaceae. The transcript has 10 exons. Gene Ontology annotation, molecular function: methyltransferase activity.
AUGGCUACAAUCAACCCUAACCCCGUUGUGGUGCCCGACGAUGAAGUGCUGAUACCUGACCCAACGACGCACGAUGGGGAUUCUUCAAUUGGACAUGACACUGCAUCAUCAACUCAAAGUGUGUCAAGCUCCAUUGUAGACUACAGACGCGAAAACGGCAGGACGUAUCACCGAUACAAGGAUAGAAAAAGCGAUAGGCUAGACUUACAACACCAUUUGUUCCUUCUUACCUUCGACAACAAGCUUGGUCUUGCGCCACCAAAUCGGCCUGGUGCAAAGGUCGAAACAAUUCUCGAUGUGGGAACUGGGACAGGUGUCUGGGCUAUGGACUACGGCGAUGAGCAUCCAGAGGCAAAGGUCAUUGGAAUCGAUCUUUCCCCCAUUCAACCAAACUUUGUCCCCAUAAACGUCGAAUUUCUCAUUGACGAUAUUGAGGAGCCGUGCAGAAUGAUGACGUCGAGCAUCGCAAAAUGGCCAGACUAUCUACGAGAUGUUUAUGAAAACCUCUCCCCGGGUGGCUACUUUGAGAUGCAAGAGAUGGAUCUUAUGACAAACUCAGAUGAUGGUACCCUGCGUGAUGAUCAUGCUCUUUUCAAGUGGCUUCGGCUCUUAGGUGAAGCAAUGGUAAAGCUUGGCCGACCAUUUCAGGACAUGAUGAGUUUGAAAGAGAUCAUGGCCGAGGUCGGGUUUGUUGACAUUGUCGUGACCUCUUUCAAGUGGCCGACCAAUACUUGGCCUCGAGAUCAGAAACACAAGGAGCUCGGGGCGUGGAAUAACGAGAACAUAUCCAUUGGACUUGAAGGCCUAACUAUGGCGCCUUUGACAAGGGCCCACGGCUGGACCCAGAAAGAGGUUCUCGUCUUUCUGGCCGACGUGAGGAAAGACUUGAAUGAUAAGGCAAUCCACGCUUACUGGCCGAUAUAUUCGAUCUAUGGGAAGAAGCCGGAGGCCUAACUUUGCACGCCAACCCAUAUUAAAUUGUCAGGGAUUAUUUUAUUUCCAGGAAUCUCGCCGGUUCGCGAGACUUGCUCCGAUUUGUGCUGCACAAUCUAGGACUAUUUCGCGCAUUCACUUUGUAGCGGGGAUUGUCAAUUAUCG